This is a messenger RNA of Arvicola amphibius (Eurasian water vole), 2970 nucleotides long. RefSeq names its product tRNA methyltransferase 5 (gene Trmt5). The transcript is spliced from 5 exons. NCBI's taxonomy places the organism in Eukaryota, Metazoa, Chordata, Mammalia, Rodentia, Cricetidae. Gene Ontology annotation, cellular component: cytoplasm; mitochondrial matrix. The coding region runs from base 37 to 1587 and encodes 516 amino acids. The record is from RefSeq and is a predicted model, not a curated record. Gene Ontology annotation, biological process: mitochondrial tRNA methylation; tRNA N1-guanine methylation.
CAGAUCAGAAGACCCAUUUCUGAUCUGCACCAGAGCAUGAGGUCGUUUGAUGGUGUUUUUUCAAAUCUUCCUAGAAUCUUAUGGAAGCCAUUCGGAUUCUCAAGAAGACUUCUGCAAGUAGUACGGUGUCACCCCAGUGAAUCAAUAUCUUUGUCUGCACUGACAAGGAGGACAUUCGUACUGAGGCUUAGGAAAGCACCUAGCAUUUUUUGGUUGGGUCAAAGACAAGGAUUCUCAGCCAUGCCAGAAAUAGAAGCACGCGUGAGAGACACUGAACUGUUUUCCCCACCCCCUGAGGUGCGAGGAAUGACAGAACUUGAUAGAACAGCUUUUAAAAAGACAGUGUCUGUCCCAGUGCUCAAAGUGAGAAAAGAAGUAGUCAACAGGUUGAUGCGUGCCCUCAAGAGGGUGGCUCUGCAGCGCCCGGGCAUAAAGCGUGUCAUUGAAGACCCUGACGAUGGAGAUACUAGACUAAUCAUGUUGGAUCCCUUCAAAAUGCUGACCGUUGAUUCCUUUGAGAAAGCAGAACUCGGUGUUUUAGAAGAACUUGCUGUCAACCCACAACUGUCAGAAUACAAUUUGGAGCUAACUUAUGAGAAUUUUAAAUCAGAGGAAAUUCUGAGAGCUGUGCUUCCCGAGGGUCAAGACGUGACCUCGGGGUUCAGCAGGGUUGGACACAUUGCACACCUGAAUCUCCGAGAUCAUCAGCUUCCGUUCAAGCAUUUGAUUGGUCAAGUUAUGAUUGACAAAAACCCAGGAAUCACCUCUGCAGUAAAUAAAACCAGCAAUAUUGACAAUACAUACCGAAAUUUCCAAAUGGAGGUGCUGUCUGGAGAGGAGAAUAUGCUGACCAAGGUUCGAGAAAACAACUACACGUACGAGUUUGAUUUCUCCAAAGUCUAUUGGAACCCUCGUCUUUCCACAGAACACGGCCGGAUCACUGAACUUCUCAAUCCUGGAGAUGUCUUGUUUGAUGUUUUUGCUGGGGUUGGGCCUUUUGCCAUUCCAGCAGCAAGGAAAAACUGCACCGUAUUUGCCAAUGAUCUCAAUCCUGAGUCUCACAAAUGGCUGUUGCACAACUGUAAACUAAAUAAAGUUGACCAAAAAGUGAAAGUCUUUAACAUGGAUGGAAAAGACUUCCUCAUGGGACCAGUCAGAGAAGAAUUGAUGCUUCGGCUCGGACCGUCAGCCGAAGCAAAACCCUCUAUCCACAUUGUCAUGAACUUGCCUGCAAAGGCCGUAGAGUUUCUCAGUGUUUUCAAGUCCCUUUUAGAUGGGCAGCCGUGCUGCAAUGAGCGCCUCCCCACAGUGCACUGUUACUGUUUCUCCAAAGAUGCCAAUCCUGCUAAGGAUGCUUGUCAGCAAGCUGGAGCUGCGUUAGGCAUUUCCUUGGAGGCGAGUAGUUCAGUUCACCUUGUGAGAAAUGUGGCCCCUAACAAGGAAAUGCUGUGUGUCACCUUCCAGAUUCCCACUGCUACACUCUACGGGAACCGGGCCCUGAGUCUAGAGAAUUUCGAAGAGCCAUCUCUUAAACGGCAGAGGACAGAUGAUUCCUUCUCAGAACCACAAAUUACAUCAGAUUCUUAGCUUGAAAACUUUUCUACAUCUCCCCAGUAAAUUUUUUGUGAAGAAGUACAAUUUGUAUGAUUUUGUAAACUUUAAAUAUUAGGUAUUUGUUAUUGAACCCUUACGUUUUGUCCUUACAAAUGGAACAUUACCAAAGUAAAAUUUACCCAAAAUAAGCUGAACUUGUAUAAUAGCUUGUUCUGUUGUUGGAAUCUCAGCCAUGCACCACCACCAGAUAGAAUUGGUGUGGGCCAGUGCGACGGCUCAGAAGGUAAAGGAAGUUGCUGCCAAGCCUGGUGACCUGAGUUUGAUCCUUGGAACCCCCAUGUGAAAGGAGAGACUCCUGACCUCACGUAUGCAUCAAGACCCUUGUGCAUGCACACAUAUGCAAAAUAAAUGAACUCAUUAGUCUAAAUCAUAUAACGAUUUUAUAAUCCAAGAUACUUUUAUUAAAAAGAGUUUUUAAAGACUGAGUGACUAUAUUCUGCUUAACUAGGAAAACAUUUAACUACAUUGUAGUUAUUAGUGAAAAAACGUGAUUUAUGCAACUUCUCUACUACCAAUUAGCAGUAUAAAAAUAACACAAAAUUAAAGUAUUUAGAUGAGGAAUAGGAAAACCACAUCUUCCAGGUCACAUCUGGCAUAAUGGCCUAUGACAUAAGGAUUUCUUACAUUUUCACGAUUGAAAAAUAACAUUUUGUGACAUGGAACUUACAUGAAAUUUGAGUUUUGGGUUUUGGUGCAUGAAGUUUCAUUGGCACCUGCCCUCCCUGUUAGUUUUCAUACUGUCUCCAGCUGCUCACGGUAGACACCAGAGAAGAAUUGCAGCACAGACCUCGAGGUGACACUCGUGGCCAUACUGCAGCUUGGCAUGCUACAGAUCCUAGGGACAUGGUUAUGUCUCAACAGAUAGCAUUUUGAAUGGUCUGUACAUAACCAGGCUACACAUUGUUGUUUGAGACAAGAGUCUCAUAGCUCAGUCUGACCCAGAAUUCACUGUAUAGCCCAGGGUGGAUUUGAGCCCUCCUGCCUCAGCCUCCCACAUGCUAGGAUUACAGGUGAGUCACCAAGCCCAGCUUCACAAGUUUCCUUUUUUGUAAGUAGUGCAUACUCAUAUAUCAGGAGAAAUGGAUCUUGGGGGUAUUACGCUUUGAAGGUUCAGUGGGGUAUAAAUCAUUUUGAUAUCACUUAGAUAACAAGGCAUCUAUACCCUUGAUUGAAAGAGAGGGAGAAAGAGAGAAAGGAAGGAAGAAUGAAAAUGCAUUGUAUUACCACACCAAGUGCCUGUCUGUACUUUUAGAUAAUUCACAAAAAUUCAAAAACCUCAGCCAGACUAGCAAAUAAAACAAAAAUAAGGCUAUAACUUACUUUUAAGUCCCCAAAUGACUUGGAGCCAUUUAAAGC